AUUCCCAUAUCCCCUCACCAAAUUAAUCAACCUUAUAUUAACACCAAAAUUAAUGCCUGUGACAUUGUUAUUACUAUUCAUUUAAAAGUGUAAUUCAUGAUUGUGGCGAUGGGCAGAGAGAAUGAGGGAAUGCUCAAGACAUUGGUGGAUUUGGGGUUUGGGCAGUUGGUUUCUUUUGUUCUUGCAAUAAUGACCUUUUCUGCUUCUUUGGUUUCCACUCAAGUGGAUGCACCUCUUUUUCUGUCCUUCACUACAUACUCUGCUGUGGCUCUUGUCUAUGGAAGCAUCAUGCUCUAUCGCCGCCACAAAUUGAUGGUUCCAUGGUAUUGCUAUGCCCUCUUAGGCUUUGUUGACGUCCAUGGCAAUUAUCUUGUUAAUAAAGCAUUCCAGUUCACAUCCAUCACCAGUGUAACCAUACUAGAUUGCUGGACAAUAGUUUGGUCUAUCAUUCUUACUUGGAUGUUCCUCGCCACAAGAUAUUCUCUGUGGCAGUUUCUCGGCGCCGCCAUUUGUGUCGGAGGCCUUGCUCUCGUGCUCCUCUCUGACGCAGGAGUGUCCGGUGGUGGAAGCGGUUCUAAUCCUCUUCUAGGCGAUUUUCUCGUCAUUGUAGGCUCCAUUUUCUUCACAGUGAGCAAUGUUGGCGAGGAGUUCUGUGUGAAGAGGAAGGAUCGCGUUGAAGUAGUAUCAAUGAUCGGUGUGUUUGGUAUGCUUAUAAGCGCAACCGAGAUUACUGUGCUGGAGAGGAACACUCUGGCAUCAACGAAGUGGUCUGCUGGAGUUUUUUCAAACUACGUUGUUUAUGCAGUGUCCAGCUUUCUGUUCUGCACACUUAUGCCUUUUGUUCUUAAGAGGAGUGGAGCAGCAUUUUUCAAUAUUUCCAUGCUUACAUCUGAUAUGUGGGCUGUUGUAAUUAGGAUAUUCAUCUACAAGCAGAAGGUUGUCCGUUGUAGUUUGGAAAUGGAAUUUGGUGAUUUUUGUAUUAAUCUACUAUUGACAUUUUUGCAGGUUGAUUGGUUGUACUAUUUGGCCUUUUUGAUAGUUGUAGUUGGAAUAGCUAUAUAUGCGAAAUCAGAGAAGGAUCCAAACGACACGAAUGCAAACUUGGAUCCAGAGUAUCAUCUUAUUGAUGACCAAAUUCCUAAAAUAACAUAAACUUUAUUAUAAUUCAAUAAUCUUUCGAAGAAACUUUCUUCAUUUUAGAUGAAAUAAUUUAGAGCUGAAACAGCUUUUGCAUAUUUAUUAAAAUUGUGGUAGUAUAUGUACCUAUUGUAGUAUUAUAAACUUAGCUCAUGAGUACUUAGUCCCGUUUCUAUUUUUAA
Messenger RNA from Salvia splendens (bonfire salvia), 1319 nucleotides. Its product is annotated as solute carrier family 35 member F1. The record is from RefSeq and is a predicted model, not a curated record. Gene Ontology annotation, molecular function: transmembrane transporter activity. Lineage: Eukaryota; Viridiplantae; Streptophyta; Magnoliopsida; Lamiales; Lamiaceae. Gene Ontology annotation, cellular component: membrane. Gene Ontology annotation, biological process: transmembrane transport. Bases 97 to 1152 code for a protein of 351 amino acids. The transcript has 9 exons.